GUGUGCGGCGCGCUCCUGGCGGGGACGGAGCGAGCAGAUCUCGCGUGCGCUCGCCGCCCGGCGCAGCCCAGCCCGGCCCCCGCCUGGCGCCGCGAGCCGAGGUGUCUCCCGCGCCCGCGCCCGUGUCGCCGCCGUGCCCGCGAGCGGGAGCCGGAGUCGCCGCCGCCCGAGCGCAGCCGAGCGCACGCCGAGCCCGUCCGCCGCCGCCAUGGCCACCACGGUGACCUGCACCCGCUUCACCGACGAGUACCAGCUCUACGAGGAUAUUGGCAAGGGGGCUUUCUCUGUGGUCCGACGCUGUGUCAAGCUCUGCACCGGCCAUGAGUAUGCAGCCAAGAUCAUCAACACCAAGAAGCUGUCGGCCAGAGAUCACCAGAAGCUGGAGAGAGAGGCUCGGAUCUGCCGCCUUCUGAAGCAUUCCAACAUCGUGCGUCUCCAUGACAGCAUCUCCGAGGAGGGCUUCCACUACCUGGUCUUCGAUCUGGUCACUGGUGGGGAGCUCUUUGAAGACAUUGUGGCAAGAGAGUACUACAGCGAGGCUGAUGCCAGUCACUGCAUCCAGCAGAUCCUGGAGGCUGUUCUCCAUUGUCACCAAAUGGGGGUCGUCCACAGAGACCUCAAGCCGGAGAACCUGCUCCUGGCCAGCAAGUGCAAAGGGGCUGCAGUGAAGCUGGCGGACUUCGGCCUAGCUAUCGAGGUGCAGGGGGACCAGCAGGCAUGGUUUGGGUUCGCUGGCACACCAGGCUACCUGUCCCCUGAGGUCCUUCGCAAAGAGGCAUAUGGCAAGCCCGUGGACAUCUGGGCAUGUGGGGUGAUCCUGUACAUCCUGCUUGUGGGCUACCCACCCUUCUGGGACGAGGACCAGCACAAGCUGUACCAGCAGAUCAAGGCUGGCGCCUACGACUUCCCGUCCCCUGAGUGGGACACUGUCACUCCUGAAGCCAAAAACCUCAUCAACCAGAUGCUGACCAUCAACCCUGCCAAGCGCAUCACAGCCCAUGAGGCCCUGAAGCACCCGUGGGUCUGCCAACGCUCCACGGUAGCUUCCAUGAUGCACAGACAGGAGACAGUGGAGUGUCUGAAAAAGUUCAAUGCCAGAAGAAAGCUCAAGGGGGCCAUCCUCACCACCAUGCUGGCCACACGGAAUUUCUCAGUGGGCAGACAGACCACCGCUCCGGCCACAAUGUCCACCGCGGCCUCCGGCACCACCAUGGGGCUGGUGGAACAAGCCAAGAGUUUACUCAACAAGAAAGCAGAUGGAGUCAAGCCCCAGACGAAUAGCACCAAAAACAGUGCAGCCGCCACCAGCCCCAAAGGGACGCUUCCUCCUGCCGCCCUGGAGCCUCAAACCACCGUCAUCCAUAACCCAGUGGACGGGAUUAAGGAGUCUUCCGACAGUGCCAACACCACCAUAGAGGAUGAAGACGCUAAAGCCCCCAGAGUCCCUGACAUCCUGAGCUCAGUGAGGAGGGGCUCAGGAGCCCCAGAAGCUGAGGGGCCCCUGCCCUGCCCAUCUCCGGCUCCCUUUAGCCCCCUGCCAGCCCAAUCCCCCAGGAUCUCUGACAUCCUGAACUCUGUGAGAAGGGGCUCAGGAACCCCAGAAGCCGAGGGCCCCCUCUCAGCGGGGCCCCUGCCCUGCCUGUCUCCAGCUCUCCUAGGCCCCCUGCCCGCCCCGUCCCCCAGGAUCUCUGACAUCCUGAACUCUGUGAGGAGGGGCUCAGGGACCCCAGAAGCCGAGGGCCCCUCGCCAGUGGGGCCCCUGCCCUGCCCAUCUCCGUCUCUCCCUGGCCCCCUGCCCGCCCCGUCCCGGAAGCAGGAGAUCAUCAAGACCACGGAGCAGCUCAUCGAGGCCGUCAACAACGGUGACUUUGAGGCCUACGCGAAAAUCUGUGACCCAGGGCUGACCUCGUUUGAGCCUGAAGCUCUGGGCAACCUGGUUGAAGGGAUGGACUUCCACAGAUUUUACUUCGAGAACCUGCUGGCCAAGAACAGCAAGCCGAUCCACACGACCAUCCUGAACCCGCACGUGCACAUCAUCGGCGAGGACACCGCCUGCAUCGCCUACAUCCGGCUCACGCAGUACAUCGACGGGCAGGGCCGGCCCCGCACCAGCCAGUCUGAGGAGACCCGCGUGUGGCACCGCCGCGAUGGCAAGUGGCAGAAUGUGCACUUCCACUGCUCGGGUGCGCCCGUGGCCCCGCUGCAGUGAAGACAGCAGAGCCUGGGGGUGGACGGGAGAGGGGCUGCUGAAGAGCUGACCCACCCGCCCCGUUUCAGAGCUGCGCCCUGGUUUCGCCGGACAGAGUUGGUGUUUGGAGCCCGACUGCCCUCGGGCACACGGCCUGCCUGUCGCAUGUUUGUGUCUGCCUCGUUCCCUCCCCUGGUGCCUGUGUCUGCAGAAAAACAAGACCAGAUGUGAUUUGUUUAAAAACAAAACAAAAAAAAA
This is a messenger RNA of Cebus imitator (Panamanian white-faced capuchin), 2446 nucleotides long. RefSeq names its product calcium/calmodulin dependent protein kinase II beta (gene CAMK2B). The transcript is spliced from 24 exons. Gene Ontology annotation, molecular function: ATP binding; calmodulin binding; calcium/calmodulin-dependent protein kinase activity. The record is from RefSeq and is a predicted model, not a curated record. NCBI's taxonomy places the organism in Eukaryota, Metazoa, Chordata, Mammalia, Primates, Cebidae. Gene Ontology annotation, biological process: protein phosphorylation. The coding region runs from base 209 to 2209 and encodes 666 amino acids. Gene Ontology annotation, cellular component: neuron projection; cytoplasm.